AUGACGUUGGUGGCGUACCUGAGCCCGAGUGCGCAGGCGGUUGGUGCCAUGCCGCCUCGCGCAAGGAUUCCCCGCUACUCGAGCCCGAUGAGCUUCCUGGGCCGCGUGCCCUACUCGCUGGCCCUGCUGGCCACCGCCGUCGGACUGGUCCUCCUCCUGGGCGGGGCCGCCGCCAACAGAGCGGUCCACGCGCGGUUCCUCGCCCAUCGGGAAGACGCGGCUUCGGUCAAUUUCGCUCUCAACUUCACCCAGAAGGUGGAUCAUUUCGACAGCCUCAACCAUGACACCUUCCACCAGCGCUACUGGGAAAACCAGCGCUGGUGGAAGGUACCCACCCAGGCCAAGGCCCGCCCCCUGGCCUUCCUGCGUAUCAACUCAUUCCAUUGGGACGGGGAUUGGAACACCUCGACCAUUGCCACCUGGGCCAAGGAACUCGGAGCGAUCGUGUUCGACCUGGAGCCCAGGUACGCGGGCGAGAGCUACCCCGUGCCCGACGUAUCGACCCGCGACCUCCGCUACUACUCCAUCGAACAAAAUGUGGCCGAUGUGGUGAACUUCAUCCAGGACAAGUCCACGCUCCUUCCCAACAACACGCGUUGGAUCGUGAUGGGCGACUUGUUUGACGGCGCGUUCGCGACCUGGGUGCGCGCCAAGCCCCGCGUGGCGUUCGGCGUGGUGGCCACCUCGCCCCACCUGCUCGCCGUGGAGGGCUACACGGGCUACGACCUCGCCUACCAGGCCUCCAUCGGUAGGACCUGCUCGCGCAUCGUUCACGACCUUCUGGGCACGGUCUCGUUCACGCUCAACUCGUCGGCCGAGGCAAGAGCGGCCUACCAGGUGCAGUGCGGCGUCGACGAGGCCGAACUGCUGCCCAACGCCGAGUUCAUGUAUGUGGUGUCGACCAUCCUCAUGGGCGCCAUGGGCUACGACUCGAUCAACAUGUGCAAAACAUUCUCGGACGUGCGGAACAGCGACAACGCCACCAGGCUUGAGGCACUCGCCAACUACAUCGGCAACUAUAACGACCAGAACUAUAUGAUGUUCAAGCAGUGGGACUUUGCCCUCGACACGGGCGGCAACAUGACCGACUACGGCGCCGGCUACAGGCCCACCUACUACCUCAAGUGCACCCAGCUCGGCCAGUUCGAGGUGUCAUCAGGCUCGCCCUACAGUCUGGUGCCGGCCGAGGUCAACGUCGAUUGGUACCUCUCCGUGUGCCAGAAGCUCUUCAACAAUCUCACCACUGCCCGACCCAACACCGACGACGUCAACACCAACUUUGGUGGUGGAGUGCCGACGGGUUGUAACAUGGCGUUCGUUCAAUCGGCCAACGACCCCUACUCCAGUCUCGGUCCCAACGCCGCGGCCCUGGCCGAGGACUACGCCACGACGGGCAACAAGAUCAUCGAGAUUGACUGCGAGUCGACGUCUAUCGGCCUCUCGCUGUUCUCCACGCCUACAUCUGCCGACGUUGCUUGUCUCGUCACAGCGCGUAGCCAAGUCCUCAAGACGCUCAAGGUCUGGCAAGCCCAAGAGGACACUUGUCCGAUGUCGACGACGGUGGUGGAUGGUGGGAGCUCGGGGCACGAUGACGGCGACAUGGCGCUGGUGGGCGUCUUCUCGGCCGCGGGCGGAGUCAUCCUGGGCCUCGUCGUGGCCGUGGUGCUGUUCCUCUACUUCGGUCGUCGCGUCAUCCAGAGGUGGAAGACCUCCUUCUUCAGCAAGAUCAACUGA
Molecule: messenger RNA, 1734 nt
Organism: Acanthamoeba castellanii str. Neff
Lineage: Eukaryota; Discosea; Longamoebia; Acanthamoebidae
Product: serine carboxypeptidase s28 protein
Exons: 13
Coding region: 1-1734 (577 amino acids)
Biological process (GO): proteolysis
Molecular function (GO): dipeptidyl-peptidase activity; serine-type exopeptidase activity
Source: RefSeq, a predicted model, not a curated record